CAUCUGUGGGUGCUUUCAGGUAACAUACCCGGCAUCAGUGAAGUCAGAAGUGGGCCUUCCAGUUGACUGAACUUUAGAAGUGUAGCACAGACAUAAAGACUGUGGCACAGAUGUCUAACUUCUAGUCUCAACCGAGCAGUGACAGACUUCGGCAGCAGUUUGCUGAAGCACGAAAGAAAUGCGCCUAAAAUUCCAGUGGGUUCUAUUGGUCAGCCUGGCGGUGUUGUCAGCCGGAGCUGAUGACAAGGAUGCAGCAGAUGUGUUGACGAACGAAGCUCCUUCUGCAGAAAGAAAAUUCUUAAUCUUGACUGUCGCCACUGAAGAAACUAGCGGCUACAAACGUUAUCAACGUUCGGUGAAAAUCAAUGGAUUACCGGUUAAAGUUCUGGGACUUGGAGAAGAAUGGAAGGGUGGAGAUAUGGCAAAUUCAGUUGGAGGUGGCCAGAAGGUGUUGAUGCUCCGGAAGGAAUUAGAAUUACAUAAAGACGACCCUGAAAAAAUUAUUAUGUUUACCGAUGCGUAUGACGUCCUUUUCAAUGCCAAUGAAGAAAAAAUCCUGGAGCAAUUUCACCAGUUCAAUGCCCGUGUGGUUUUCUCAGCUGAAGGUUUCUGCUGGCCAGAUCCCAAUCUUGCUUCCAAGUACCCGGAAGUAGAGCGCGGAAAACGCUUUUUGAACUCUGGACUAUUUAUGGGCUAUGCUCCCGAAUUGUACAAGAUUCUAAAUGAUGGUGAAAUCGCGAAUGACGAUGACGAUCAAUUGUACUACACCAAAAUCUUUUUGGAUGAAAAGAAACGGGAAAAGCUUAACAUUAAACUCGACCACCGUUCCGAGAUAUUCCAGAAUCUCAAUGGAGCCAUCUCUGAUGUAGAACUUCGUUUUAUUGGCACCGAAUCUCACUUAGAAAACACUGUCUAUAACACCGUUCCUCUAGUCAUCCACGCCAAUGGACCUACCAAGCUGUUCCUUAACACCUUAGGAAAUUACAUUCCAAAGAGCUGGAACGCUGAAGAAGGUUGUCUAAAUUGCUGGGAAGAUAUGAAUAGUCUCGAGAAGAAAAAGCCGAAAGAUUUCCCUAAAGUAGUGAUUGGAAUUUUCAUCGAAAAUCCUACUCCAUUUUUUGAAGAAUUUCUACACAAAUUCCUAGCAUUGAGUUACCCUAAAGAUAAGAUCAAUCUUUACAUUCAUAACGGGGCAUCUUACCAUGCCAAGCAGAUUGCUGGCUUCGUUGAGUCCCAUGGCAAAGAAUACGCAAGUGUUAAGCUCAUCAAUCACGACGAAAACGUAAAAGAGUGGCAUGCCCGCAACUUGGGAAUUGAAGAGUGCCUGAAGAAGAAAUGCGAGUAUUAUUUCAACGUGGAUUCCCUCGCUCAAAUCGACAACCCCCAUACGUUGAAGUUGCUGAUCGAACAAAACCGUCCUGUUGUGGCUCCAAUGAUGAUUCGUCCAUACCAAGCUUGGUCAAACUUCUGGGGAUCUUUGACAACGGACGGUUUCUAUGCUCGUUCCAUCGACUACAUGGAAAUUGUCCAAGGACAGCGAAGGGGCUUGUGGAAUGUUCCUUUCGUCACCAGUAUUUACCUUGUACGAGGAGAUAUUAUUCAUAAUCCAAAAACCAAACCGAGUUACAUCUAUAAUCUGCUCGACGCUGACAUGGCCUUCUGCACAAACAUGCGGAACAACGACGUCUACCUCUACGUCACCAACCGACUCGAUUGGGGCCAUUUGGUCACUGUCGAUAAUUUCGAGACUCACCACUUCAACAAUGAAUUGUACGAGAUCCAGAACAAUCGUUGGGAUUGGGAGAAACGUUAUCUUCAUGUAAACUACAGCCAAAACCUCGACACCAAUCUAAAUGUUACUAUGCCAUGUCCGGACGUGUUCUGGUUCCCCAUGGUUACGGAGCGUUUUUGCGACGAGUUGGUCGGCGAAAUGGAAAACUUUGGCCAAUGGUCUGACGGUACCAAUACUGAUCCACGCCUAGAAGGCGGCUACGAAAACGUACCAACCCGUGACAUUCACAUGCGUCAAGUUGGCAUGGAUCACCAGUGGCUCGCCUUCUUGCGGGACUACGUUCGUCCGUUGCAAGAACGAGUCUUUUUGGGAUACCAGCAUUAUCCACCCCGUUCAACCAUGAACUUUGUGGUGCGCUAUAGGCCGGACGAACAACCAUUCCUAAAGCCUCAUCACGAUUCAUCCACCUAUACGAUCAAUCUUGCCCUCAACCGACCCAAAAUCGAUUACGAGGGCGGCGGUUGCAGAUUUUUGAGGUACAAUUGCAGUGUGCAGGACACCCGCAAAGGUUGGAUGUUGAUGCAUCCAGGUCGACUCACCCAUUAUCAUGAGGGGCUUUACGUAACCAAGGGAACUCGGUACAUCAUGAUUUCGUUUGUCGACCCUUAAAUGGCAGGUUCAGUUCCGCACCAAGAAGUUUUGCAAUCACACGUCUUUAUUUUUCACGACACUGGAAAUUUCUUUUAUUACUUCUGUUAUGUAUAAACCUGUGCUUCGUCCAUUUAAUUGGCUUAAUAAGAGACUUGGUUUAUCUUUGUCAGUGCAAUUGAUGGAAAUAAAAAAAGAUGUGCCUUUUCAA
This is a messenger RNA of Daphnia magna, 2591 nucleotides long. It is a transcript of the gene Plod, whose product is annotated as procollagen-lysine,2-oxoglutarate 5-dioxygenase 1. The record is from RefSeq and is a predicted model, not a curated record. Gene Ontology annotation, cellular component: endoplasmic reticulum. Gene Ontology annotation, molecular function: procollagen-lysine 5-dioxygenase activity; iron ion binding; L-ascorbic acid binding. Lineage: Eukaryota; Metazoa; Arthropoda; Branchiopoda; Diplostraca; Daphniidae. The transcript has 17 exons. Gene Ontology annotation, biological process: peptidyl-lysine hydroxylation. The coding region runs from base 179 to 2401 and encodes 740 amino acids.